AGAGCUCAGAGGAGGACAAAAACAAGCUGGGUGUGUCUUCGCGCAAAAAUACCUUUUCUCACCAAGCAGAUUAAGCAGUUAAUGCUGGUGUGUUAACCAAGGCGCAAACUUUAAUCAACAGGGUGGUUGCAAAUGAGGCAACCGCAGAGGCCAACAGCACAACGAGCGCACCACUCCCCAAGAAAUGGAGCUGACCCAACUCCUCCUCCUCACCGGCACCGCCUCCCGAGCUCCUGCUCCGCGCGCGUAGCCGCGCCGCAGUUCCCAGUAAUAACACGCCCGCAAGCUCCGCAGUCCGCUCCCUGCGCGAGGUUACGUACAUUGCCUUUGCGUACCAUGUGGCGCUUCGGUUUGGUGUUGCUGUGCCUGUGCAUGGAGAUCUACUUGUGUCACCGACACCGAGCCGACCCGAUGAUGUCUUGUGGGUGUUGUUUGAGCCAUGAAGAUGGCGACGAUGACUGCUUACAAGUAUCAAGCUCAGGCGUUGAUGAGGGACUACUUGCUAGCUGAUCUACUCGUUCCGUACACCUCUGUGCUCUUUGGCAUUGUCCUCUGCAAGGCUUAUGAUUUCACUCGAAUACUGAGCUCCUUUUAUUUCAAGGGGUAUACUUUAUUGACAAAAAUACAGCGCAUCGAAUGGAACAAUAGGGGUAUGUCCAGCGCACAUGCAAUUUUUAUCACGGCUGUAUCAUUAUAUAUUGUCACGUCGACUGAUCUUUUCUCCGAUUGUGUCAAGGGGCCUAUUACAUUCCGUAAUUCGAUAAUAUCCACUUCUGCAUUGGGGGUUUCUGUUGGCUACUUCAUCACUGAUCUUGAAAUGAUCUUCUGGCUGUAUCCUUCCCUUGGUGGAAUGGAAUAUGUCCUCCACCAUACUCUUUCUCUGGUUGCAAUAGCUUACACAAUGUUGUCUGGGGAAGGGCAGUUUUACACAUACAUGGUUCUCAUUUCAGAGACAACCACCCCUGAAAUCAACUUGCGAUGGUUUCUUGACACUGCUGGACUGAAGAAAUCAAGUGCUUACUUGGUUAAUGGAAUUCUGAUGUUUGUUGCAUGGCUGGUGGCAAGGAUAUUUUUGUUCAUGUAUGUAUUUUACCACAUUUAUUUGCAUUACAGUCAGAUAAUGCAGAUGCAUGCCUUUGGGUACUACCUGACGUUUGUUGUGCCAUCGGUGCUCUUUGUAAUGAACACAAUGUGGUUCAUGAAGAUCUUAAAAGGCGUGAUGAAAACACUGGCAAAAUGGUCAUGAUGGAUGAUGCCAAGAGGAUCCCAGAACUAUCAACAGGAUUUGGUCUUUCUGGCAUCAUUGAUCUGUAAAGUUAUGGAUAUCAGGGUAACUAGAGAAAGUUAAUAUGUAAAGUAUUAGCAAACAAGCUAGAUUAGGUGAAAUUGCCCUAUUUUCAGCAGUGCUGGAAGUUCAUAACCAGUUUGGUUUGUACCGGAGAUCCAGCACGCUGUUCUGCUUACCCCCAAUGCCAUGUGUAUAU
Messenger RNA from Zea mays, 1484 nucleotides. RefSeq names its product transmembrane protein 56. The transcript is spliced from 10 exons. Gene Ontology annotation, biological process: lipid homeostasis. Lineage: Eukaryota; Viridiplantae; Streptophyta; Magnoliopsida; Poales; Poaceae. Bases 440 to 1246 code for a protein of 268 amino acids. The record is from RefSeq and is marked validated. Gene Ontology annotation, cellular component: membrane; endoplasmic reticulum.